CCUCUUCCCCGCCGGGCUCGGGUGCCCACCCUUCGGCGCCGCUAGGACCAGUGCCCGGGUCGUGCCAGCAUCCCCGCCCCCUCCCUGGCAAGGAAAGGCCUUGGCAAUAGUGACGGCGGAGCGAGACCUGCUCGACCGGCCCUAGCCGCAAGAAACAGGCCGGGUGCACAGGGAGGGCCUGGGCUGCCUGCUUCAAGCGCGCGCGGAGGACGAGGCAGGUUCAGCCCUCAGCUUCCCGGGACCUCGCCGUCGCCGUCGCCGUUGCUGUCGUUUUCGCUCAAGGUUACAGUGCUCUAGCAGAUUGUGCGAAGACCCCGGCUUCCCAUCACCCUCUCAGGAGCUGUGCCCUGUGACCAUGUCGUCCAUUAAGAUUGAGUGUGUUCUGCCCGAGAAGUGCCACUGUGGUGAAUCUCCAGUGUGGGAGGAAUCAUCAGGCUCUCUGCUGUUUGUGGAUAUCCCUGGGAAAAAACUAUGCCGGUGGAAUCCACUCACCAAGGCAGUGCAGCGAAUGACUGUAGAAGCGCCAGUCUCCUCAGUGGCCCUGCGCCAGUCUGGAGGCUAUGUCGCCACCAUUGGAACAAGGUUCUGCACUGUGAACUUACAAGAUCAGUCAGUAGUUACCCUGGCCACAGUGGAUAAAGAUAAGAAAAACAAUCGAUUCAAUGAUGGGAAGGUAGAUCCUGCAGGAAGAUUCUUCGCUGGUACCAUGGCCGAGGAGACGGCCCCAGCAGUGCUUGAGCGGCACCAAGGAUCCCUGUAUGCCCUCUUUCCUGACCACCAGGUGAAAAAGUACUUUGAUCAAGUGGACAUCUCCAAUGGCUUGGAUUGGUCCCUGGACCACAAAAUCUUCUAUUACAUUGACAGCUUGGCCUACUCGGUGGAUGCCUUUGACUACGACCUGCACACAGGAGAGAUCUCCAAUCGCCGGAGCAUUUACAAGCUGGAGAAAGAGGAACAAAUCCCAGAUGGAAUGUGUAUCGAUACUGAAGGGAAGCUUUGGGUGGCCUGUUACAAUGGAGGAAGAGUGAUCCGCUUGGAUCCUGAAACAGGAAAAAGACUCCAAACUGUGAAGUUGCCUGUGGACAAAACAACUUCAUGCUGCUUUGGAGGGAAGGACUACUCCGAACUGUAUGUGACCUGUGCCCGGGAUGGGCUGGACCCCGACAGUCUUGCACGACAACCUGAAGCUGGUGGAAUUUUCAAGAUAACUGGCCUGGGCGUUAAAGGAAUCGCUCCCUAUGCUUAUGCUGGAUAAGUGACAGGUGUUCCUUCGUGCCAGAGGAAGCUUUGGAAACAACAGAAUUCUGGAGCCAAAAUUGCAAUCAGUAAAAUGAAGCAAGAAGAUAAUUAAGGCUAAAUUGUAAUCUCACUUAAUUUUUUAAAAAAGUACAGCCUUUUUAAUAAGCCAUGAUAACACACUUUGAGAUCGUUUGUAAAAAUGCAAAAAAAAAAUUGUUCUAAUGUCCCCAAAGCCUCUUGAUUCUUUAAAAAUUGGCUGAGAGGGUGUGGAGGUGAGGAUUGGGACAACUGUUCUGGCUUCAAA
This is a messenger RNA of Ochotona princeps (American pika), 1543 nucleotides long. It is a transcript of the gene RGN, whose product is annotated as regucalcin. Gene Ontology annotation, biological process: L-ascorbic acid biosynthetic process. The record is from RefSeq and is a predicted model, not a curated record. Gene Ontology annotation, molecular function: gluconolactonase activity; calcium ion binding; enzyme regulator activity. NCBI's taxonomy places the organism in Eukaryota, Metazoa, Chordata, Mammalia, Lagomorpha, Ochotonidae. The transcript is spliced from 7 exons. Bases 356 to 1255 code for a protein of 299 amino acids.